AUGAGUUCCAACAUUGGUAAUGUAACUUAUCCGGAUACAGUUCCAGGACAAGGAAAUUUAGUUUUCGAAGCAAGCUUUGAAUCUGGGAAUUUGGGACGAGUUGAUAAAGUAUCUUGUUCUGAAUAUGAUUUGUUCAUUCGUCCCGAUACACUGAAUAAUAAAUAUCGUGUUUGGUUCUAUUUUGAGUGUAAAAAUGCAACAGAAAAUCAAAGAAUUAUCUUCAAUAUUGUCAAUUUUUCCAAGCAAAGAACACUUUUCGAAAUGGGAAUUGCAGCUCCAGUUGUUAAAUCAAAUGCCCAAAACAGCUGGUAUUGUGUUCUUCGGAAAGAUGAAAAAUUAUAA
This is a messenger RNA of Caenorhabditis remanei, 342 nucleotides long. RefSeq lists its product as uncharacterized. The record is from RefSeq and is a predicted model, not a curated record. NCBI's taxonomy places the organism in Eukaryota, Metazoa, Nematoda, Chromadorea, Rhabditida, Rhabditidae. The coding region runs from base 1 to 342 and encodes 113 amino acids. The transcript has 3 exons.